Molecule: messenger RNA, 2839 nt
Organism: Venturia canescens
Lineage: Eukaryota; Metazoa; Arthropoda; Insecta; Hymenoptera; Ichneumonidae
Gene: serp
Product: chitin deacetylase-like protein serp
Exons: 6
Coding region: 390-1991 (533 amino acids)
Biological process (GO): carbohydrate metabolic process
Cellular component (GO): extracellular region
Molecular function (GO): protein binding; chitin binding; hydrolase activity, acting on carbon-nitrogen (but not peptide) bonds
Source: RefSeq, a predicted model, not a curated record
GCCAGUCUGUAAGCGGUACCUACGAUCCAAGGUCCGCUAGUCCCACUCUAAGCCCGGCAUUUUUUUUCAUACAAAAUAUAUACUCUGUACACUGAUGUACACAAUAUAAACACGAUCUUAUAGAAACUAAUGUGAUCAAGAGGAUCUUCGUCUACAUAAGAGACCAAAAGAAAAUUGUGCUCGUGACCGGACAUACUUCGAAAUUUCGACUAUAUUACUGGCCAUUAUUCACGUGAAUUCGUUUUUAAUUUUCACUUUGAGUUAAUACUCUGCUGAUUGACUUAAUUCAAUUAUUUGAAUUCUCCUGAUUGAUCUUCAAUGACCAUUUGAUUAUUUUGUGAUCAAAGACGGUUCGGCACGCGAGCGACGUCAAUACAAGAUUACCGAGGAUGAAAUCCUCGAUUUUGCUGCUUGUAGCAGUGAUCACUUUCACAGAGGGUGCAUUAAGUCGCGUCAAGCGUCAAGACGACGCCAAAAAAGAUGACAGCUUUGAGAAUGAAAUAUGCAAGGAUAAAGACGCCGGUGAAUGGUUUCGUCUUGUAGCUGGUGAAGGUGAUAAUUGUCGUGAUGUUAUACAGUGCACGAGUUCGGGUUUACAAGCGAUAAGAUGUCCUGCCGGUUUGUAUUUUGACAUCGAAAAGCAAACGUGUGACUGGAAGGGUGCAGUAAAUAACUGCAAGCUCAAGAAUAAAGAAAGGAAGAUUACGCCGCUAAUUUACACCGAAGAGCCACUCUGUCAGGAUGGAUCACUGGCAUGUGGUGACGGCAGUUGUAUCGAGCGGGGUCUUUUCUGCAACGGGGAAAAAGAUUGUAGUGACGGAUCCGAUGAAAAUGUUUGUGACAUGGAUAAUGAUCCCAAUAGGGCACCACCCUGCGAUCCAACCGUUUGCACUCUACCGGAUUGCUUUUGUUCGGAGGAUGGUACCGCAAUACCUGGUGACCUUCGGUCUCAGGAAGUUCCACAGAUGAUAACGAUUACUUUCGAUGAUGCGAUAAACAACAACAACAUUGGUCUUUACAAAGAAAUUUUCAACGGGCAGCGCAAAAAUCCCAAUGGAUGUGACAUCAAGGCAACCUUUUUCGUGUCCCAUAAGUAUACGAAUUACUCGGCCGUCCAAGAAAUGCAUAGAAAAGGCCACGAAAUCGCAGUCCAUUCAAUCUCGCACAACGACGACGAACGCUUCUGGUCGGACGCUACGGUCGAUGAUUGGGCAAAAGAGAUGGCUGGAAUGAGAAUCGUUGCUGAAAAAUACGCAAACCUUACGGACAAUAGUGUUGUUGGUGUUAGAGCUCCAUACCUCCGAGUUGGAGGUAACAAUCAAUUUACGAUGAUGGAGGAACAAGCUUUCCUUUACGACUCCACAAUUACAGCCGCCCUCAACAACCCUCCCCUAUGGCCUUACACCAUGUAUUUCAGGAUGCCACAUCGCUGUCAUGGAAACCUUCAACGUUGCCCAACAAGAUCCCAUGCAGUUUGGGAAAUGGUAAUGAAUGAGUUGGAUCGUCGAGAAGAUCUUCAGAACGAUGAAUACCUGCCUGGUUGCGCCAUGGUCGACUCCUGCAGCAAUAUCCUCACUGGUGAUCAGUUUUACAAUUUUCUAGAUCACAAUUUUGACCGUCAUUAUGAUCAGAAUCGCGCUCCCCUUGGGCUUUAUUUCCACGCCGCUUGGCUAAAGAACAAUCCAGAGUUUUUGGGGGCUUUUCUUGAUUGGAUUGACGAAAUUCUCUCGAAGCACAACGACGUUUAUUUCGUCACAAUGACACAAGUUAUACAAUGGAUUCAGAAUCCACGAACGGUUACUGAAUCUAAAAAUUUUGAGCCCUGGAGAGAGAAGUGCGUUGUUGAAGGUAAUCCAGCCUGUUGGGUACCACAUACAUGUAAAUUGACUUCAAAAGAGGUUCCCGGGGAGACUAUCAACCUUCAAACGUGUGUACGUUGUCCGAACAAUUACCCUUGGCUUAAUGACCCCACGGGUGAUGGUUUCUUUUAGAAAUAUGUAGACGGAAAGAAGAAAUAAAAAAAUUUGAUUUUUACGAACGAAAAAACCCGAGACACUCAUAAAACAAUGAACAAAAACUGCCUUCCUUACAAACCACAUUCGUACGGAGCCAAAAGAAAGACAUGAGGAAAUUAAAAAAAUCGCUGAAUAGCGAUGAUAUAACUAAACCCAGUGGAAUCAAAAUUCAUAACGAGAAUGUGAAACACAACGAUAUUAUGAAUAAAUAAAUAUAUAUUUGAUAUAUACACUUGCUAGAAUGUCAUUCAUAUAUGUGUGUAUGCGCGCGCGCGCGCGCGCGUGUGUGUGUGUGUGCGUGCGUUUGCGUGUGCGUGCGUGUGUGUGUGUGUAUGUAUGCUCGCGCGUGCGUGCGUGUGUGAGCUGUUUUUGUGUAACGUGUAUGGUCAGAAUUUAGCAACUACGCGAGUGUGACUCGACGUGUAAAAUCAAUCUAUUAUUUUGUGUAAUCAAACUAUUAUUUUAAAAAACAAAAGCGAUUUUGUUUUAAUUUUAAUUCUCUUUUGGAAAAUAUUUUUCAAGAGAUAAUUGUAUCUUCCAUCUCUUGCCCCCUUCUUAUCUGUCUAAAAUUAAGGAGAAAUCAAAUGAAAUCGUAGCAAAUAUUGAUGUCGGAAUAUAUAAUAUCAUGUCUUCUUGACCAUUUUCCAUACAUUUUUUGCUCAAUAAUGUCGUCAGAACUGGCCGAAUUCGGGCUGAUCAUAUACGUGGCCGAGUGCGCGGGCGCGCCAGUAUGCAUGUACGGGCGUGCGACAGUAUGUAUUGGCGUGUGCAUGUGUAGUAUGUGUGUGCAGUAAGUAAAUAAAAGGGGAAUACGAUGAACAUAA